GUUUGACGACCUUCAUCAUAUAAUAUAAUACAUAUCUAUUUUGGACAUAUCCUUAUAUACGGUAUAAAUGACAGACAAACAAAAUCCCAUCGCAUGUGAACCCUGUCGCCAGAAGAAAUGCAAGUGCGAUCGUACCCUCCCGUCCUGUUCGCAAUGUUCUGAUCCAGGGCGAUGCAUAUACCCCGAGAGUGGGAAACGUGGCCUUCCUCAGGGCUAUAUUACACAUCUGGAGAACCGGUUGGCGGCCACAGAGCGGGCGCUGUAUAGCACCUAUGCCUCUUUGCGGGCGGUUUCUCCACCCUCAUUCACUGUCGUCGUUAAUUCACCACAACAAACCCCAUCGCGAACCGCCGCAGUCGCUGAAUGGGCUCAGUUCCCCUUGCGCGAUCCGAGCGAUCUGGAACGAUGGUGGACCAGUAAGAACCAGAUAUACGGGGCAGCAGAAGAAGCUUCCUCACCGGUAUGGAGUUUGGGAGCAGGGGAGAUCGAUACCAGAGAAAAGGAUUCUUCGGCUGCAGCUUCAAGCAACAACCUUGGUCACAAUCCUCGACCAAGAACGGGGAAUCCGAAUCCUAGAGAAGGUCGGGCGGAGCAUUUGGCGGAGUUAGAGCCAGCAGUGUACUUUUGAUAAUUUAGUACUCAGUCAUGGCGUACCUAAUCCGCUGAGGGUCAAGCUCAAGAAAUUUGAAGCUAUUCAACCACCACGUUUGGGAUUGCAUUUUAAAAUCGCUAGCUAUAGAUUACCCCAGAGAAGACUUGAGGCUGUAUGUACUUGUAUAUUCAUAAGAAACUAAUCUUAUUUAUAUGGC
Messenger RNA from Aspergillus ochraceoroseus IBT 24754, 809 nucleotides. RefSeq names its product Zn(II)2Cys6 transcription factor domain-containing protein. NCBI's taxonomy places the organism in Eukaryota, Fungi, Ascomycota, Eurotiomycetes, Eurotiales, Aspergillaceae. Gene Ontology annotation, molecular function: DNA-binding transcription factor activity, RNA polymerase II-specific; zinc ion binding. The coding region runs from base 68 to 628 and encodes 186 amino acids. Gene Ontology annotation, biological process: regulation of DNA-templated transcription. The transcript has 4 exons. The record is from RefSeq and is a predicted model, not a curated record.